This is a messenger RNA of Cuculus canorus (common cuckoo), 5878 nucleotides long. RefSeq names its product dickkopf WNT signaling pathway inhibitor 2 (gene DKK2). The coding region runs from base 561 to 1370 and encodes 269 amino acids. The record is from RefSeq and is a predicted model, not a curated record. Gene Ontology annotation, cellular component: extracellular region. Gene Ontology annotation, molecular function: receptor antagonist activity; co-receptor binding. The transcript has 4 exons. Lineage: Eukaryota; Metazoa; Chordata; Aves; Cuculiformes; Cuculidae. Gene Ontology annotation, biological process: negative regulation of canonical Wnt signaling pathway; multicellular organism development.
AUAAAUUGUAAAGAGAGGGGGAGAGAGAGGGUGAAAGAAAACUAAGCCCAGCUUUUGCCGGUGCUGCUUGGAUUGGAUCUGGUUUGAGUUUCCUCUCUGCUGGCUUGUGCAGCGAGAGAGGAGGAGUGGGGGGAAGUAACUCGCUCACUCUUCCUCUGAAGCUUGAGCAAAUGUGCUGUUGACUGCACUGGUGGGAAGCUGCCCUGGGCGCAGUUGCCUCGUAGCUUAUUGCUCUUAGUCACUAAAGACUUGCCAGGACUUCUCAAGGACCUGGAAGAAAAAGCUGUGACUUCACAGACCUGAUGAUAGUUACUCAGUGCCUGUAGACUUGACACGGUUUCUUCCUAUUUUUUUUUUUAGUUUUUUAGUUAUUUUUCUCCUCCCGUGUCUCUCAGAACAGCAGCUCCUUGAGUGUGUGGCAUUGAAAUCUGUUACAUUGUUAACAACUUCAGGAGAUAUUUUUUAAAAGAUUUUUUUUUCUAUCUCUCUUUUGUUUUCUUUGACUUCAAAAAAAAAAAGAAAAAGAAAAAAAAAAGAAAAUCCUUUUGGGGGGAGGGGAGAUGAUCGUGCUGAUGUGGAAUAAGUGCUCCUGCUGUCUCCUCUUACUAGCCGCGGUCCUGAUCGUGGAGAGCUCCCAGCUAGACAGCUCCAGCUCCAAGGUGAACUCCAUCAAGUCCACCCUGAUGGGGGAGGCUCCAACUCAGGCAACCAACAGAUCUGCAGGCAUCCACCAGGGAUUGAUGCUUGCUAGCAGUAAGAAGGGCAAAAUGCUAGAGCAGAUGGGAAAACCUUCCAAGCGCUACCACCGACAAGGAGAGGCUUAUCCUUGCACCAACGAUAAGGAAUGCGAAGUUGGGCGAUACUGUCACAGUCCUCAUCAAGCAACGUCUGCAUGCAUGAUGUGCCGGAGGAAGAAGAAGCGUUGUCACAGAGAUGGCAUGUGUUGCCCUGGGAACCGCUGCAACAAUGGUAUUUGCAUACCAGUAACCGAAAGCAUCCUUACACCUCACAUCCCUGCUCUUGAAGGGCCACGUAACAAGAAGAAUGGUCAUUAUGCUAGCAAGGAUUUAGGAUGGCAAAACCUAGGGAGGUCACGCUCCAAACUGUCACACAUAAAAGGACAUGAAGGCGAUCCCUGCCUACGGUCAUCAGACUGUAUUGAGGGACACUGCUGUGCUCGCCAUUUCUGGACCAAAAUUUGCAAGCCUGUGUUGCAUCAGGGGGAGGUGUGCACCAAACAGCGCAAGAAAGGUUCCCAUGGACUGGAGAUUUUCCAAAGAUGUGACUGUGCCAAGGGGCUGUCUUGCAAAGUGUGGAAAGAUGCCACCUCCUCUUCUAAAUCAAGACUUCACGUGUGCCAGAAAAUUUGAAUGAGGAUAAGGAAGAUAGUAUUAAGUGACUGUGGCUUUAUGUAUUUUAAUACAUUAUGGCAUUGCGGGAAACGAGGACUGCAAAUGAAAGCAGAAUGGCUAACAUAACAGUUAGGGUAGCAGUAGAAGUCACACCAAAAGCAUUUCUUUUUGAGCUGAUGGUAAACACAAGUGCAGCUGAAGUUCUCCUACUGUGCAGCUCUUCUGUAAAUAACUUCUAGAGUUUGUGGGAAAUGCUAGGAUGCAAACAAGUACAGUGGACAUUCAUGUCACUUACCUUGCUGUGUUGUCCCAUGAUGUUUCAGGGGUUCAGUGUUAGGGCUGCGGUGGGUGUCCAGCAUGGUAAUGGCUGCUAAAUGAAUUAUAUACAUUGUACUCCUAUAGGAAGCAUUGCCUGCCCGGAAGAUACAUCUGUCGACUGAAGGUUAUCAACCGCAUUGCAGGUGUGAGAAAUGGAAAUAAAGUUACUGUGAAUGUCCACAGAUCCUUGUCAUUCAGGGCUGACACUUCAGCAAAGAAAGCACUCCUGCAGGACAGGAGUGCUAUGUUUUGCAGGCCCUCAUGAAAGAGGUGAAAACUUGCCAUCUCACAUUUUCAAGACAGUAGCAGUUUCUCUAAGAGGAGACAUUUAAACAGGGUUUUGUUUCCUAUAGAUAGGUAAAUUGAAAUGCUUUGUGUAGUUCAAUGUCAUAGUAUGGCACUUAAUUGCUUGUAUUUGCCUCAGUUUACUGCUAGUAUACGUUGGGUUGAACAGAUGAAGCAAAUGUGUGCAUGCUGAAUCCAAAAUUAUAUACAGCAGUUGCUCAUUAGUCAUAAAUAUACUUUCCUUGCCUAAGCAUGCUUGUAUUAUAGAUGUUUCCAAAAGAAAUAGCAGAGUGUUGAAGUGCCUUACAGAAAGAGCUGUGAAUGUGUUUCACUAUUACUGUUAUAAGAGAUGAUACAGAUGUUUUUCGAGGUGUUAGAAACAUACUGCUACAAACUCAAAUUUUUACAGUAUAUUAAUGGCAACAGGUUACUGAUGGCACUCUGCAGAAAUAUAAUGGAUUUGUUUCUUAGAGGCAGCAAAGAAAAAGGGGUUGGCUUUUGUGUGCACCUCCUCUCCUGCAGAAAAUGAUGGAAGAAGAUGAUAUGACACCAAAUGACUUGUUAAACAUCAUGUGAUGUCACAGCAUACUAGCCUCCAUCAUGUAUUCAGCCUGAACUUGAUGUCCUCUCAGUCUGGACUAUUCUGUCAGGAAUGAUGGAAGUAUAUGGACUCUGGAAACAAGCUGACAACUCUACAUUGUUUUUGUACUUGUUACAAAAAGGACAAUCUCCUUCCCUUGACUUGUCUCACAGGUCUUUCUUCAUUUUAAUUAUUUGCAAGUAUUCCUUUGUAUAGACAUUGGUAAAGAGACUGAUAUUUCUUUAAAGAAGUCUGAUUUUAUAAUUGACCUACUGCUAAGUUGUAAUUAUCCAUUUAUAAUUACCCAUUUUCAUAUUUUGUAAUACAAGGGACUUUUCUGUUUAAUCAGUUCUGAACAAUGUGUGUAGACCAAUAUGUAGUUGAACUUUGAAGACCCUGUAACUCAUAGCUGACACCUCUUUCCACCAAUGGUGGUUUGAAAGCUAUAGCUUAGCUCAACCACCAUACUCAUACUUCCCAACUAGGACAGAGACCUCAGUUACAUUGCCUUAAUCUUUCAUAAGAGUCUGAAGAAGAAGAGUAUUUCACAUCUCUUUCCCCACUGGAGCUGGAUUUAUUUACCGAGAGGGUCUUCUGUUUUUUAAUAGUCUCAGUGUUAUCUUGCGGUCCUAUCAUUGCAACUCUGCUAUUUCAGAGUUUUCCCAGUGUCACUGACACAGGAAUAAGGCUCAGAUAUAGCAGAAUUUGAAGACAUUAAAAAGGUACAGGACACACAUCAUACUUGGAAGAGAAACUCCAUUGCUGUCAUUUUGACUAUAUAUAGAAGAAAAUGAUACACAGCAUGAGCAGAGGUGUUUGCAGAAAUAUGGUCUCAGCAAUUUUUAUCUCUUCUUAUCAUUGGUCUAUCCUUUUUCCUCUUGCAAAACAUAGUUAUUCGGGAUAAUUUAUUUACAGGAAAUGUUUAAUGAGAUGUAUUUUCUUAUAGAGAUAUUUCUUACACAAAUCUUUGUAGCAGAAUAUAUUUGCAGCCUGUUGACUUUAAUGUAGAAAAAUGUAUAAUAAGAUUAAAUAUAUUAAAUGUCCUUUCCCAUUCCUCCCCAAAUAUUUCACCUGUAUUCCUUUCCUUACCUGCUGCUUAAGAAGAGAAGUUCUUUCUGGAAAGAUAUGCAAAUCUAUUGAAAAAAAAAACCCAAACCCAUAUAUUUUAGCUGUACAAGAAAAAGCAUCUGACUAUACUUGUGUCUCAAAGCACUGUGUAGCCUAAGUUUUGGUAAAACAAAUGAAGGUCAUCCUAAAAUUCCCAUGUGUCUUUUCAACAAAACUUGUUUAAGUGGCACCUAUCGGUAUGCUUUCCCUGGGACAUUUUAUACCUAAACAUUAGAGAAUAGGUUUUGAAAGUAAUGCACCUGAAUGCAUAAUGUUCAAUCAACCAGAUUGAAUCGGAAAGGUGCCCAGACACCUUCCCUGGAUAGAUGUACAUAGCAGAGAGGGUAAAGCUGGUAUUCCAAUUACAUGGUAUUUUGCUAUAAGUUACAGCGUACAAACGCACUGUUGCAAGAUCUAGAACUGGCAACUCCGAAAUGGCAGAUAACAGCAUUCAGCUCUAAUAACAUGAAAGAAUCCAUGUGACACAACUGAAACAAUUGCUACUAAAACCAGCCAAAUUGUGAUCCCACAAAACCCGCUGCAGAGCUCAAUAAAUAUUGCAAAAUAAUGGUUGUGCUUACUGAACAACGGUCUCAACAUUCUUCUUACUUUUUUCUGGUAACCAUUUGGUCAAACAGAUAUACAUUUGGAGGGUGGAAUAGGCUAAAAGUCACCCUGGUGUUUGUACAAAAUGAAAAGUUUUUGCUACUGUUAUUUGCAAUAUUUGGUGGGUAGGCCUUUGAAAAAUUCCAACACUUUUAACAGCAACAUAAUAAAGCUGGUUGGUUGUUUUAUUUAUAAUCACAAUAAUAAUAAAGCCAUGCUUUCUUACCUAGCUCACUGGUCUGAUGUAUCACAUUUUUCUGAUGUUGCAUUAGGCAGGAGUGAAGGAGCAGAGCCAGUCUAGAAGUCUGUGUUACCUCAUUUUAAAUCAUACCAGUUCACUGAGAUGAAUGGAAAUUUUCUGCUUUAUUAUCUAACACAGUUUUUAACAUGCCCACCACUACCAAAGGGUGCUAACAGUUCGACACAGACCCUACACUCAUUCUUACCUUCUGUUUUGCCUUGAAAUUUAUAUGACUGUUGCCGUUUGCUGAAAUGUGGCAAAUGUCUGCUUCAGCCUCCUUUUACAUUAGUGCUCUGGCAGCUUUUUACAGACGUGCUUGAGCCCACAGUGCAGGUGGUAAGGAGGAAGCACAGGAAAUGGCAGCAGUGGUGAAGAGGGUGGACUGGGGAGAGCCAGCCAGGAGCUUGAAAUGGCAGGGAGAGGGGGAAAAUCUACCUCAAAAUUUUGUUAGAUGCUAUUGCAAAACCCACAAAUGUUCAUGGUGUCCCACCCAUUACCAAGAAUGGACGAAGGGUAAAUAUGUGCUGUCUGUUCCUAAGCCACAUCCCCACAGCAGUGACCCAAAGGGAGGAUGCGUGACUGAUCGAGUGAUUCUUGUCCCUCCAAAGCUGAAGUGUUGAGCCUACGUCCCCUUGACAACAGCAUGAAUCUCACCUUGGUCCUUUGUAGCUCCAAACCUUAAUAAUUCCAGAGGCUUUGAUUUGGCACCAACCCUCAGAUGCAUUGUUCAUUGCUACAGCUCACAGCCUGGCUAUGCCUUGGCAUCCCACUGGAAGACUGCAGCAAAGGAAGGAAAAGACAACGCCAGGAGACAGCUGCUGCACUGCAGAACUCCAGCUGGUCCCAGAGUUAUUAUUUUGACCACCACUGAUGGGACUGACCCCAGUGGAUAUACAGCAUUGGAUAGAGCUCAUUGAAAACUUGUUUAUUCUGGCAGCUCUCUGUUUUUUUUGGAAUUGCUUAUUGUUAUAGCAUGAGUGUCAAUUACUUAUUUACAAACGUCUGGUACCAAUAAACUCUUUGUUUUUUUUACAGAACUGGCUUGCAGCUUGAUUUAGAAGUGGUUUGCUGCAUGCCAACUUCCUGAAGUAGAGGAAAUAAAGUUUUAAAGGAAAUCAAAAUUUUAAGAAGCACAGGCUUUCCUCUCACCUUUUCUUUUUAGGAAACAACUACUUAGAAAAAGAGGAAGAAAAAAUACAUAAUUAACACAAAGAGAUACUCUGACACAUUUUUAGUCUUUGUGCCCUUAGCAAAACUCAUACAGCAAUUUUGCACUGCUAUUAUCAAAGCAGGCCAAAGACCAGUCAGAAAUCAGAAAUGUACACUUGUGUGAUUGCUAUAACAUAUGUAUCUCUGUUUUCUGUUCCUUAUAAUCUAUUCUUUAUUUCU